Molecule: messenger RNA, 1074 nt
Organism: Cladocopium goreaui
Lineage: Eukaryota; Dinophyceae; Suessiales; Symbiodiniaceae
Source: the annotation of a GenBank genome assembly
GUGAACCUUUUGAUGCGCCCCCAUCUCAUCGACCUGAACUUGGAGCUGCAAACAGCUUGGGAUGGAGCUCAGGAAGACGCUGAUCAUGGCGCUACCAACGAAGUUGCGCAGAGCCAAACUGAGGGCGAGAGUAAUGUCAGCUUGCUUCUGGAGUGCUCAGGUGGGGAGGUUGUCCCGACCGAGUUGGACCCAGGCACCCAAGAGCAGAUUGAUGGUGAAGAGGCCGCCGACCCUGAGGUGAUGUUUUUCCUAUGCAAAGCCCAAGCACACCAGUCUUGUGAAAAGUUUGUGGAACGUGCAGUUGAAGUGGGCCAUCCGGGUGGAAAGGAGGCUCGGUUGCCAAGUGUGCUGAGUGAGGCAAUUCGCUUUCUUGCAGAGAACUCGGAGAGGCGUGUGGCAGAGGUGAUGUCGCCCGAACAGAUCGUGCGAGUUACAGCAGCCAUCUCGAUGGCCUUGGCCUUCCUGGAACCAGCAGACCCCGACAUUGUUGCGGCGCAAAACGUUCAAGAACGCCGCAUUUGUGACUUCGACCGGAUGAUUGUUGCCUGCCGUUUCAUCCUCGAGGUCUGUGGCCAAACCAAAUAUCUAUGUUCCAUCUAUGAACUCUGGCACCAUGCCAGUCAGUCCUUGUAUUUGCUUGAGCGAAUGUUAUGGCCGGGACAGCCGGCAGAAACUUCUUUGCAUCUCGUCCUACCACCUCAGGGACGACCAUUGACCGAAAUUCUCUUGGAAGCCCACACGCCGUCGCACGACGCCAUCUUCCAAGCAGUGCCCGCGCUCGAGACCUUUACCGAGUGGUUUGUGCGCCAGUAUGACACUGGGCUCCACUCCGACUUCUAUGCCACUCUCAUCGAUGCCAUGUUGGUGCUGCGCACUGCCGAGAUGAUGAUCCGCAUGAAACGGCGCUGUGACACAUUGGCCUUGACCAACCCUGCUGCUGCAGCUCACAUGCCAGCUGCCUCGUCCCAGCCGACCGCAGCUUCCUCGUCACAGCCGCCUGCAGCCUCUGAAGAUCAUACCAAUGCAUCGCCAGAAACCUCGAGCGCAACGGGCACGCCAUUGGAAUUUUACUGA